Messenger RNA from Rubroshorea leprosula, 637 nucleotides. Lineage: Eukaryota; Viridiplantae; Streptophyta; Magnoliopsida; Malvales; Dipterocarpaceae. The record is from the annotation of a GenBank genome assembly.
AUAACAGUUUUAGAUUGCUGACUGAACUGGACAGAUGAUUACACUUGGAGCUGAUGCCCAACUUGAACUGGUGGAUUCUCUGGAUCCUUUCUCUGAAGGUGUUGUUUUCAGUGUUAGAACACCCAAGAAAAGCUGGAAGAAUAUUGCUAACUUAUCCGGUGGUGAAAAAACUCUUAGCUCGUUAGCACUUGUUCUUGCCCUUCACCAUUACAAGCCUACCCCACUUUAUCUCAUGGACGCAGUUGAUGCUGCCUUCGACUUCAAGAAUGUUUCUAUAGUUGGACAUUAUGUGAAGAACCAAACAAAAGAUGCGCAGUUUAAAAUAAUAAGCCUUAGGAAUAACAUGUUUGAAUUGGCUGACCAACUUGUUGGGAUCUACAAAACUGAUAAUUGCACCAAAAGCAUUACCAUCAAUCCAGACAGUUUUGUGGUGUGUGAAAACGCUGCUUGAUGCUUGCGGGUUUCAUCUUUUGAAGUAAGCAUGCAAGAACGAGAGGAUGCCAGGAGACGUUGGGAGGAUAUUGUUUGUUUUUUGACCAUGGAAAAAGUUAAGAGCCCUUAAAGUCCUUCUAGUUGAUCUGUUAAUUGCUGAAGUAGGAAGUCAAAGAAUUUUGUUGAAUAUAGAAUGGAUUGUUGU